This is a messenger RNA of Toxotes jaculatrix (banded archerfish), 3160 nucleotides long. RefSeq names its product transmembrane and coiled-coil domains 4 (gene tmco4). NCBI's taxonomy places the organism in Eukaryota, Metazoa, Chordata, Actinopteri, Toxotidae. Bases 159 to 2198 code for a protein of 679 amino acids. The transcript has 14 exons. The record is from RefSeq and is a predicted model, not a curated record.
AAAAUGCGUUUGUCAAAUCGGUGGUUUCGGGAAUAUUUGCCAUCAGAGGCAUUUCAACGUUUUUAAGUUGUCGUUUUUAAGGUGUAACUAUCAGAUGUCAAAGCUCACGAGGAAGUCUUGAAGGCAACAAAAGUUCAGUCUACAGAGUUGUGACAUCUAUGGCCAUGGAGGAAAAACAGUGCAAUCCGGACAACGAUUUUGCCCCAGACCCAGGGGGGGCAGGAACAACACAAGUUACCCCAUGUGACCAAAGCCCAAAGAAAAUUAUCAGCAGGCAGCUGACUGAACAAGGCCGGUUUGCUUGUGCGGCACUGUGUGGCGUCUCUCUGGGCCAGUUGUUUAGUGGACCUGAAAACAGUGUGUUCAGGGAACAGUACCUGCAGGGCUUAGUUCGCUGGCUGGACCUGGAUGAGUCGGUGAUGCCGGUUAUGGGGGCUUUCCUGUCAGGCCUGGGCUGCGAGGGCUCAGACACCUUCCUCUCCAUCUUACAGGCUGAACAUCUGCUGGCUGCAGGUGCCACUCCCAUCAUACAGGACCUGGUGUCUUUUUCUGUCAAAGACGGUCAGUAUGAUGCCAGAUCGAGGGUGCUCAUCCGUCAUGUCAGCUGUUUGCUACGAGUCACUCCACAGCAGCUGGAAGAGUUUGAGGAAACACUGGGAGAGAAACUGAGGGAAGCAGGAGAGGAGAGCGAAGAGGAGUCCUCUCGGCGGCUGAAGAGAGAAAGAGGGCGAAAGCUACGCCGUUACCUCCUCAUUGGACUAGCAACUGUGGGCGGGGGAACUGUGAUUGGUGUGACAGGUGGGCUGGCAGCCCCUUUGGUGGCAGCAGGGGCCGGUGCUGUGCUGGGGGCUGGUGGGGCUGCAGCUUUGGGCUCAGCCACUGGCAUUGCAAUCAUGGCCUCCCUGUUUGGAGCCGCAGGAGCUGGAUUGACCGGCUAUAAGAUGAAUAAGUGUGUCGGGGCGAUAGAGGAAUUUGAAUUCCUGCCACUAAGCUCUGGGAAGCAUCUUCAUCUGACCAUUGCUGUGACUGGUUGGCUCUGCAGUGGUAAAUAUAGUUCGUUCCAGGCCCCGUGGUGCAGCCUGGGUGAAUGCGGGGAACAGUAUUGCCUGGUGUGGGAGUCACGUUUCCUCAGGGACCUGGGCUCGGCCAUGACCUCUCUGUUGGAUGGGCUGGUCAGCAUUGUGGCCCAGGAAGCCCUGAAGUACACAGUGCUCUCAGGCAUCGUGACGGCUCUGACGUGGCCUGCAUCCUUGCUGGCAGCAGCCAGCGUCAUUGACAACCCCUGGUGUGUUUGUCUGAACCGUUCAGCUGAGGUGGGGAAACAUCUGGCGCAGGUUUUGAGAAGCAGACAACAGGGAAAGCGUCCUGUCAGUCUCAUAGGUUUCAGUCUUGGGGCGAGAGUUAUCUACUACUGUCUGCAGGAGCUUGCCAAUGACCAAGGUAGUGAAGGAGUAGUGGAGGAUGUGGUCCUCCUGGGGGCCCCAGUGGACGGCUCGGAAAAGGCCUGGGAGAGAAUGGCCAGGGUAGUGGCUGGAAAAAUAGUAAAUGGAUAUUGCAGAGGGGACUGGCUCCUGGGGUUCUUGUACCGGAGUUCAGCAGCACAACUGUCUGUUGCUGGACUACAGCCAAUCAACAUCCAGGAUCAGCGCAUAAUCAAUGUGGAUCUUUCCUCCGUGGUGAAAGGUCACUUGGACUACAUGCGUCAGAUGGACACCAUCUUGGUGGCAGUAGGAGUCCCCACCAAAGAAGUCCCAGGGGCCUCCUUUGCUCUUCCUCAGCCUGUAACAGUUACAAAGGGGACAGUGGACAUCCCUGACCAAGCCCCUGCUGAGCAGCAAGGGACUGAGACACACCCGUCAGCUGAGAAGGCUGAGACUUGUACAGAAAACAGUGGACACAUGAAGGAGGGGGCGGAGAACGAGGAGAUGGGUGAUGGCUGGGAUAUCCCUGAUAUUUCAGACCUGCUGGACUCUUUGAAUGAAACAGAAUCAGAAAAUCAAAUCACAGCCGGGAACAAUUUACCUCUCAGGUCUGAGGAGAAUGACACUAAUGACAAUGAAAAUGCAGCAACUGCUUUUAAUGCCCAGUGUGAUGGUGAAGAAGAGGCCGACCCAGAUAAUGAACACAUAUCAUGGAGUUGGGAGGAUACACAGUGGACUACAGAGCACACACACAAACAAAGGCGGCCUAACUCGUAAAGGGCAUGUUACAGGACCAGCUGCUUCCUUGUAAAUUCUCAUCUUCUCAAGUUUUUCUCAGCAUCAAAGCUUUGUUGGAGAAAAUAUUCAUUCCAUUCGCAGCGCACUGACAUGCCAGAGACAGCACAAGAGUGCACACAUAUGGCAGCUUCAAGUGAAAAGCCCCAGAGUUAACCACUGAAUGGUGUUUUAGACUUAUGUAUUAAUUCAAUAACAAUUCAGAGUUUUGUGACUGAAUUUUUUUUUACAAUCUGUAAAUAGUUUCAUAAUUUAUUUUGCAAAUGCAACGUGAGAUCAAAUACCUGUAUGUUGCUUGUGUUUUGCAGGUUGUAGUGGAUGCCACAAAAUAAGUGGUAUCUGUUCCUUUCAUCCCUCUUAUUUUCAUCCGUUGGCUUGGUUGCUAUGGAUAUUAUCACAGUAAUUUGAUUACCACAAGGCCAGUUCAGUGAAUGUCUUCAUCAAGGCCUUUCCUCUCUGUCUGUUCAGCCUGUACUAAUGUGAAUUGCUGUCUAUUAUAGAGCUUAUGUAGAGUUUACAUUGCGUAAAUUGUAUACUGGCACUGAUAACUGGAAAUAGCCUUAACCCUGACUUUUUUCUUUUAGUGAUGCAUCUAUAGUGGUUUUCCAAUCACAUUUAGUAACUGGAAAGGAAAACACAAUUCAAGAUCAGAUGGAACUUAUUUAAUUUGUGUCCAUAGAUAUUUUUCUGUUAUCAUAAAAAAUGUAUUAGAAAUUUGAAUUGUUUUAUUAUUUAUCUUCGGCCUAAAACUUUUAAUUCAUAAUGACUAAAUAAUGAGUUGUCAUGAACUGGAUUGAGUCUCAAUACUUGAGUCUUGAAUCACGCUUCCACCUUAAAUCCUGACACAACACGUUAGCUGACUUUUGUAAUUGCUAUUCAAUCCAGGGUGUCGACCUGAUUGGGCAGAAGCAGAGGCAACUCAAUCCCAGCAUGCUCAGCGUCAA